Molecule: messenger RNA, 1038 nt
Organism: Pestalotiopsis fici W106-1
Lineage: Eukaryota; Fungi; Ascomycota; Sordariomycetes; Amphisphaeriales; Sporocadaceae
Exons: 4
Coding region: 1-1038 (345 amino acids)
Source: RefSeq, a predicted model, not a curated record
AUGAAGAUGCGAUUCGAUAUCCUCUCCUUUGCCGCGCUGGGGCUGCUGUCGUUCGUCCAGGCGGACUCAUAUCAUUACUACGACAAGCCGGCAAAACGCGAUAUACUGGGAGACAUUUUGGGACAGUUGACCGGAAACAAUGGCAAGAAUGGUGGCAAUGAAGGCGACCAAAAGGCCAAGACUGUCACCGAGACUGUUCGACAGACCAUCACGGUCGGCGCUGCUGCUGCUGCGGGGGGGCUGAAUGCGACAGCUGCUGUCAAGACCGAGACUGUCACCGUCACCCAAUCCGCCGAGACGCAAAAGGGAGGCCAGAAUGCUGGAAACCAGGAAGGGGCGGCGCAGCUAUCAUUCGUGACAACGACCGUCUUCGGAACUGGCGCAGCCCCGACGGUCACCAUCACCGCGUUGGCCUCGACUGUUACUCAGCAGGUGACUACGACCAUGAUGCAGUUGAUCGCCUGUGGCACACUUCAAGGCUCUCCGGUUGCAGCAUCCGAUGCUGCUGCCAUUGCGUCAUCUGCCGCCGCAGUGGCCUCUUCUGCUCUCGCCGCUGUUCCCGCACAAAGUCAGGUUGCAACCACCUCUGCGGCUCAAGCGACAACCUCGGUCCUCACCACUGCUAAAAGCGCUGCUACAAGCGUUGCCACCAGCGCUGCUGCAGUCACCAGUGUCGCUACCACGAGCUCUUCAGCGGCCGCAGUUGUCUCGUCGUCGUCGUCCACUCUCGCUUCGGUUGUGAGUACAUCACAAGUGACCACCAGCACAGCAGCAGCAGCAACUACUUCAGCCACAUCAACCUCAUUGACCACAUCGGUUGCUCAAGCCGCGACUACUGCAGCUGCCGCCUCCUCGGUUGCCCUGCCCGUCGGUGGCAACCCGGCAGUUGCUGCUCCCGCUGUCACGACAUCUGUACAGAAUGCAAAUGUUAUUCAAGGCGUCAACCAGGGGCCCUCGAUAGACUUGAGCAACGUUUCGCUCAACAGCAUCAUCAAUCUCGGUGCUCUGAUUCAGCAACCUACGCCUGCCGCGGCCUAG